Messenger RNA from Lactuca virosa, 1191 nucleotides. The record is from the annotation of a GenBank genome assembly. Lineage: Eukaryota; Viridiplantae; Streptophyta; Magnoliopsida; Asterales; Asteraceae.
AUGUCUCAAACAAUAACAACAAUCUCGGAGAUACACUAUGGAUGUCCGGGAACAGCGAUACAGGUUCGAAUAUUACGCAUGUGGACCCCACAAAUAAGGAGUCAGGAAACAUGGUUCUUAGCUGUUGACAAGAAUGGUGAUGCAAUUCAAAUACUCGGACAACGAAAGGAUCAAGGAUUUGUUCAGUCUGUCCUUAUUCCUAAUAGAUGCUAUACAAUUGAAAAAUAUGGAUGUGGGAUCCCAGACCGCUAUAAAAAAUGGAUGGAAAAAGACUUUUACAUUGCUGUUGGGACAACAUCCUCAAUUACAACAAUUCCAGACACACACGUCAUACCUACAUACUGGUUUAACUUUAUUUCCAAAAAAAGAUAUUCCAGAUUAUGUGGAUCGACAUGCAGUGGUGAUGACAUUGCAAUAAGUUUGUGGAAAGAAUGUACCAACAUACUUUCAAAAUUCGAUCGUGUUUCUCUUGAAAAUGCUCCUACUCCUGCUGUUGUUGCUAUAAGCAGUGUAAAAAUCUCGAACUAUGCAGGGUCAUUGAGACUUGGCACAAGCAGCGCAAGUCACUUGUACAUCAACCCAACAAUUCCAGAAACAACAAUACUUAUAGACAGUUAUGGAACUUUUCAACAGUCACCAGUCAACUUUGAUCCCCCAACAUUGUUAUCAGAUAUAUUACAAAAAACUUAUUCAGAUCUUUCGGACAAAACUUUCACUGCAAAGGCAUCCAUAAGUGAAUAUAUUUAUUCAGAUUGUUGGUUCAAACUUAGUGCAAUCAUUACAGAUGAAAGUCAAUCAAUGACCAUUGUGCUUUCUGAUAAUGCAACACAAGACUUAUUUGGUACAACAUCAGAUAAGCUUAUAUCACAUGAUGACAUAAACCACAGGAAAAUUUUACCUCUAAUUGCCAGUGCUUUACAAGGAAUUCCCAAGAAAAUGAAAUUACGUAUGACUAAUACAUCAACGGACAACAAAAUCCGCUUCAUUAUUACAGAUAUUGACAAAUCCCCCUCUGAAGAAAAAAUUCCCAUACGGACACCACUAAUGCAACAGCCAACAUCUUCAAAACACAAUGAAAAGGAGUCAACUUCCAUCCCCCAACAGGGUAGACUGAAUGUUAGAAGAUCCCUACCAUUCGAAAGCCAAGAUACAGCAACUACAAAACGCAAAACCGCACGGAAGACAGAUUAG